AUGUCGACUUCGAAACCAGUCGAAUGGGUGACAGCACUAAUUCAACGAUUUGAAGAUCAAUUACCAAUCAAAUGUGGAGAAUUAACAAAUCCUAUGCGGUCAAAUUUAGAACAAAACAAAGAAUGCCUUAUCGCAUUAAGUCGAUUUAAAUUCUCACUCGUUAUUAAUGGAUUAACGGAUAUCUUAAAAACAAUUGACAAUACUAGAUUUGGUGGAUAUGAUCAAGAAAAGAAUAUUUAUGAAUCAUAUUUAAUUGUACUUGAUGCUGUUGAACAAUGUUUAGCAAAUACAAAAGAUUUAAGUACUAGUCGCUUGGAUGAAGCCAUAUAUGUUAAUAAAUUACUGCCCGUCGUUUGUAAACUUUUGAAUGUCCCCGGUGAUGGAAUAACAGUUCAACAAGUUCGGCAAUUAGCUUCGAAUGUAUUAUUUGCAUUGAGCGUGAACAAUUUUGGUACACUGUUUAGUAAAGUUGUUUCAAGACUGGAGUGCUUGAUUGUAUCUGGUGAUGAAACGUGUGAAGCCGGUGAUCUUGAUCUUAUUCAACAUAUGAAUGUAGAUAUGCUUAAAUUAACAAGACUUCUCAAUGAGGAAGUUCAGAAAUGGAGAUUACUUAAAAAAUUUCAUCAUACAGAAUUAGUAAAAAGUGUUGAAAAAGCUAUUUGGAAUUGGUUGGACACAUAUCCAGAAGAAUUUACUGAUUUACAAAAAAGACCUAAUGCUGAAUUAAGUGGUAAACAACAUUCAGCUGGUGGAACUGAAUCUGCAGCUGUUGUUACAUUUGUUAAAUUAUGUAAAGCAGCUACAUACAUUAAUAAUAAAGAUUCAAAUAAUGUUUUGUUUGUUAUGGUACAAUCAGUUAUUGGUGAUUUAAAACAAAUAUUAUUUAAUCCAUCGAAACCAUUUUCACGUGGUCAAGAUAAAAUUAAUUUUGAUUUAGAAUUAAUGAUUGAGUUUUUUCUGGCUUGUCUCAGAUUAAAUCCACAUAAUAAUGAAGUUCUAAAAGUUUGCUUAAAUUUAUCAUCACCAGCAAUGUUUCAUUAUGUAUUGGUGAAAGCACUCUAUAGAAUCAUAACACAAAAACGUUUAGCUUGGUGGCCACAAAUUGAUAUUGUUUAUUCACGUGCUGGAGAAUUACGAAAUAUGUUUACAGAUACAUUAAAUAAAGUUUCACAAUCAUCAACAUUUUCAACAACACCACUAAGAAUCUCAGGUAUCACAGGUGUUAGUACAUUGAAAGAUAUUUUAUUUAAUCCACAACAAUUACGUUCACAAUAUUCACAAGCAUUUAAAUCAAAAACAUCCGAUCGAUUAGCUUAUGACGAAGGGCCAAAUAAUCGUGAAUUACUUUUGUGGAUUGUACGUUUAAUUAUAGUUGAUCCAUAUUUAAUGUUACAUAAUCCAAAUAAACUCGAUCACGAGACUCAGAUGUCAACAUUUGAAUUAAUAAAUGGUCUUGUGUCUCUUGUGCAUGAUACGUCAAUGAUGCCUGAUGUUGCUCAUACAGCUAUGGAAUCUUUAUUAGUUUUACAUGAAACACGAAAUAUUGAAUUGUGGAAUCCAGAAGCAUCAAUAAAUACAUUUUGGUCAAUAUCAAGUCAAGUACUUUUUUCUAUAUCACAAAAAUUAGUUUUGCAUCAAAUCUAUGAGUAUACAUCUGUACUACGGUGGUUACGAGAAAUUCUUAUUUUACGUAAUGCAUUUCUUUUACAUCACAAGGAUAAUGCUUAUCUUGGUUCAAAUAUUCCAAUGGCUAAACAUGCACAUACAAAACUUGAAAUUGUCUUUUUUAUUUAUCUAUGGUCAAUUGAUCCUGAAGCUGUUAAAAUUGCGAUGUCAUGUUUUGCCUUAUUCGCCUAUGAAGCUGAUAUUCGUUUUGGUUUUGAUGAAGCAGCUGUAUUAACAAUUCUACCGAAUUAUAAUAUUUAUAUGGAAUUAUCAACGGCAUCAACUACAUUAGUUACAACUGGAAGAAAUGCUUUACAGAAAAAAAUUCUUUCAUUAUUAAGACGAAUCGAAUAUGCAACACCAGGAAAUAAACAAGCUUGGUACGAUACAUUUGUUAGUCAACAGCAUUUGGCUAAGUUUUUGGCAGUUUAUCCGAAGAGAGUUGAUGAUUUGGGUAGUGCAGGAUCAACAGCUAGUUCACCAUCAGUUAGUGCAAGUGAAACAAGUGGUUUUGUUGGUGGUGGUUAUGCAAAAUUUGGUAAAAGACGUGCUGGAGUUCAUUCAAGUGAACAUGAUAUUGAGGAUGUUUUUCAUGAAUGGGCAAAUAUGACUGGAUUUUUAUGUGCACUUGGAAGUGUUUGGUUACCAAUUAAAAAUCGACCCGGCCAACAUGGAAUACCGGCGGAUACUCGACGAACAUCAAUGGAACCAGUUAGCUCAGAUCUACACUAUUGUCCUGUAACACAAUUUGUUGGGGAUUGUCUAAAAUAUUUGGUUUGUCAAAACGAAAAAUUUGGUGUUCAAAUUCAACGUCACAUUCAAGAUUUACUUGGUCAUGAACUUAAUCCAUUAUGUUAUCCAAUAUUAUUUGAUCAAAUAAAAAUUCAAGUUGAUAAAUUUUUUGAUGCUAAUGGUCAAGUUAUUUGUUCAGAACAAAAUACUCAGUUUAUCGAUAACGUUAUUGUUAUAAUGCGUUCUGUAUUUGAAAUGAAAGCUCAGCAAGCAGCUCAAAAUUCAUUAGAAGGACCAACAACAACAACUGGCUCAUCUAAUACUUUAGUUGUACCAGGCAAUAAUACAGGUUCGUCGGCAUCUGUUGUUGGUGGAUCAUCUAGUGAUCCAAAUUCAAGUUCAGCAGCUGGAAGUGGACGUGGUGGACCUCAACAAGUCAACGAAAAUCCAUUAGCUAAUGUUAUUAUUUUGGAACAACUUGUCUUGAAUAUCGUUCGUUAUGCACGACAUUUGGAUACAAGUGUUGGUGCUGUUACUAUUCGAAUACGUGUUUGUCAACUCGUCGAAUCGAUGAUGAAGAGACGUGAUGAUUUAUCAUUUAGACAAGAAAUUAAAUUUCGAAAUAAACUUGUUGAAUAUCUAACUGAUUGGAUUAUGGGAAAUUCACAUCAAUUUAAUCAGGUUCAUGCAUUAGGUCAAUCAGCAGCUGGUGUUGGUGUUGGCAGUGGUGUCAAUGUAACAACAUCUCAAUUAGUUGUUGAUCAAUAUCAACAUUUAACACGUGAAUUAGAUCAAGCAUCAAUGGAAGCUGUUGCUUCAUUGCUUCAUUCACUUCCAUUACAACCAGAGGAAAGUGAUCGAGGUGAUUUAAUGGAAGCAAAAUCUCAAUUGUUUCUUAAAUAUUUUACUUUAUUUAUGAAUUUAUUAAAUGAUUGUGGUGAUGAUCUUAACGAUGAUCAAAGUUCAUUAUCUGAGCAUCAUCAAGCCAAUAAUGAAAGAGGAACAUCAAAUCUUAUAAGUCAAACGCAACAACAACAACAACAACAACAGCAACAACAGUCACAAUUAAUUAAUCAGUUACAACAAAAGCAACAAUCAUUGAGAAAUUCAACAAUUGUUGCUAUGUCAAAUUUACUUGCAGCAAACAUUGAAAGUGGUCUUAUGCGAAGUAUUGCUUUGGGUUAUCAUCGUGAUCCUCAAACUCGAGCAGCUUUUAUGGAAGUAUUAACACAAAUUCUUCAACAAGGAACUGAAUUUGAUACAUUAGCUGAAACUGUACUUGCUGAUCGAUUUGAACGACUUGUUGAACUUGUAACAAUGAUUGGAGAUAAAGGAGAGUUACCAAUAGCUAUGGCAUUGGCCAAUGUCGUUUCUCCUCAAUAUAUGGAUGAAUUAGCUCGCGUGUUUGUAACAAUAUUUGAUGCAAAACAUUUACUUCAUCAAUUAUUAUUAAAUAUGUUUGCAAAAGAAGUUGAAAUGGCUGAUUGUUAUCAAACGAUCUUACGUGGAAAUGGUUUACCAACAAAAAUUAUGUCAUUCUGUUUCAAACUUUAUGGUUCACAUUAUUUAUAUAACUUAUUUGCGCCAAUCUUAGCAAAAAUGUUCAUAGCUGAUUUACGUUCAUAUGAAGUUGACCCAUCACGUAUUGAACAACAUGAACAAUUGGAUGAAAACAGAAAAAAUUUACGUUUAUUAACACAUGAUGUUUUUCAAGCAAUUGGUGAAUCAGCUUCACAAUUUCCAUUGCAAUUAAGAAUUUUAUGUUCAUGUCUAUAUCAAGUUGUUCAACAACGAUUUCCACAACAUCCAUUACAAGCUGUAUCAACUGUUAUAUUUCUUCGUUUUCUAAAUCCAGCUCUUGUUCUUCCGCAUGAGUUUGGUAUCGUCGAUGCUGAACCAUUACCGCGUAUAAAACGUGGUCUAACACUUGUAUCGAAAAUUCUACAAAAUAUAGCAAAUAAUCUAAUAUUUACAAAAGAAUUUCAUAUGCGUUGUUUCAAUGAUUAUCUUCGUUCGACAUUUGAUGCAGCAACAAAUUUUGUUUUAUCAAUAAGUGAACCAAUUAAUUUAACAGCAAUAAUUCCAUCGGAUGAACAUCAACCGAUCGAAAAUCAUGUAUUAGAUUCAGCAGCACUUUCACCAACAUAUCCAAUGUCUUAUAUAAGUGAUGCCAAUGUUUUAGCAUUACAUCGACUUCUUUGGUAUCAUCAAGAAAAAAUUGGAGAUUACUUAUCAAGUGGAAGAGAUCAUAAAGCGAUUGGACGACGACCUUUUGAUAAAAUGGCAACACUAUUGGCUUAUUUAGGACCACCUGAUCAUAGACCGUUGGAUUCACAAUGGAUCUCAUAUGAUAUGACAGCCACUAAAUUCGAAGAACUUAUGGCCAAAACACAAAUGCAUGAAAGAGAAGAAUUCAAAUCAUUAAAAGCUCUCAAUAUAUUCUAUCAAGCUGGCUUUAGUAAACAAAAUAAUCCCGUAUUUUAUUACAUAGCUCGUCGUUUUAAAGUCAAUGAAAUGAAUUGUGAUCUAUUAAUCUAUCAUGUAUUAUUAACAUUAAAACCAUUUCAAGCAAAACCAUUUGAAUUAGUUGUUGAUUUUACUCACACAUGUACUGAUAACCGUUUUAAAACUGAUUAUUUAUCAAAAUGGUUUAUCUGUAUGCCUGAUUGUUUCUAUUAUAAUCUUCAAGCAUGUUAUAUCUAUAAUUGUAAUUCAUGGGUACGUGAAUAUACAAAAUAUCAUGAUAGAAUUUUAUCAACAAUCAAAGGUUCACGAAAAUUAAUAUUUCUUGACCAUAUAUCACGUUUAAAUGACUUUAUCGAAUUUGAUCAACAAAAAUUACCGGGACAUACAUUAUCACUCGAGGAAGAUCUUAAAGUAUUUAAUAAUGCAUUAAAAUUAUCUCACAAAGAUACAAAAGUAGCAAUUAAAGUUGGUCCACAAGCAAUACAAGUAACAUCAAGUGAAAAGACAAAAGUUCUCGGUCAAAGUGUUUUGUUGAAUGAUGUUUAUUAUGCAUCAGAAAUUGAAGAAGUUUGUCUUGUUGAUGAUAAUCAAUUUACAUUAACCAUCGCUAAUGAAACUGGACCUUUAUCAUUUAUUCAUAAUGAUUGUGACAAUAUUGUUCAGGCUAUUAUUCACAUUCGAACAAGAUGGGAACUUGCUCAACCUGAUUCAAUACAAAUUCAUAAUAAAAUUCGUCCCAAAGAUGUUCCAGGAACAUUGUUGAAUAUUGCAUUAUUAAAUUUAGGUUCACUUGAUCCAUCAUUACGUUCUGCAGCUUAUAAUCUUUUGUGUGCAUUAACACAAACAUUUGAUUUACGUAUUGAAGGACAAUUACUUGAAUCAU
This is a messenger RNA of Rotaria socialis, 5746 nucleotides long. The record is from the annotation of a GenBank genome assembly. NCBI's taxonomy places the organism in Eukaryota, Metazoa, Rotifera, Eurotatoria, Philodinida, Philodinidae.